This is a messenger RNA of Lathyrus oleraceus (garden pea), 1074 nucleotides long. RefSeq names its product extensin-like. Lineage: Eukaryota; Viridiplantae; Streptophyta; Magnoliopsida; Fabales; Fabaceae. The transcript is spliced from 3 exons. The record is from RefSeq and is a predicted model, not a curated record. The coding region runs from base 1 to 1074 and encodes 357 amino acids.
AUGGAAGAUGUCACCAUUGACACUGGAAGACCUUUGAAUGCUCAGAAUCUGAAGAGCAUGGGAAUCAUUGAUCAGUUCAUAGCCAAACCAACACUUGAUACCUCCUGGGAAGCACUCAGAGAUCAGAGGGAGAUUCCCAACGGACUCUACAUGUUCUCCAAGAUUGAUCCUCCAGAGGUAGUAGCCUACUAUCUACAAGACCUUUCCAAUCAAGGGGUGGAUAUCUCUGAAUUCACAGUGGACUGGCUACCUGAGCAUCCACCAAACUUCAGGAAGAGGAUGCGAGAGCCCUUUGAGAAGUCCAAGAAGGCGAAGAAAGCUAAGCUGGGAGAAUCCUCUAGAUCAAGACCCCCAGUUCCUCUGGUUAGCUCUCCAGGAAAGUCUGUAUCUCUCCCUCCCUCUGUCAAAAUUAAACCAAUUUCUUCUUCUCUUCCCCAAACAACUCCCAUAUACACCUUUGCUGAAACUCCUCUCUCAACCACAAGAUCUUCUAACCCGCCUUCUCUGAAAUUCAACCUCGCCACCACAACAUUACCAGUUUCAGAAGCAGAAGUGCUGAAUGAAACCACCUCACCAUCAUCAUCACCAUCUCCUCAAUCCCCACCUUACUAUGAACUCUCCUCUGAUACUGAACCAUCUGACCCUCAAUCCCCCACUCUGGCUCAACUCCAAGCCCGUGCUCUAGCCUCUCAACAACCAUCACAUCCUGAACCUGAACCUGAAGUCACUUACCCACCUCUGGAACAUCCAAAUCCAACCAUAUUUGAACCACAACCAAUCCACUCUGAACCACAACCAUCUGAACCAACCCACUAUGACAUACCACCACCCAUCACUUUCGCUGACCCAACAACUCCCACACUUAAUCUAAGUGCCCCUAUCUCACCCUCCUCACCCUCCCCAGCCUCUGCCACUGAUCCUGAAACUACCCUUCCUACCCUUGAAGAAGCAAUCCAGGCUGAGGCAAAAGCUAAAGUCGACGCUAAAGAAGCAGCUCGCAUUGCUGAAGAAGUUGCUGCCAAAGCCAAUGCUGAUGAACUGACUCAGGGGGAGCACUCCAACUCUGGGAAGUAG